Molecule: messenger RNA, 2607 nt
Organism: Aspergillus terreus NIH2624
Lineage: Eukaryota; Fungi; Ascomycota; Eurotiomycetes; Eurotiales; Aspergillaceae
Product: threonine/serine exporter family protein
Exons: 1
Coding region: 1-2607 (868 amino acids)
Biological process (GO): transmembrane transport
Molecular function (GO): transmembrane transporter activity
Source: RefSeq, a predicted model, not a curated record
AUGGCUGGCGGGUAUUUUGAUCUGCCGAUAACCUCGUCCAGGCGUUCGAGCCUUGCUGAUGGGCUUGGAGGUACAGGCAGAUCAUCUGCAGGGCCGCGUGUAUCCCCCCUAUUGAGUCCCAAUGAGAACCCAGUAGAGAGACCUAUGGACCCCAGUGGAGCUCAGACCAAGCCCAGGAAUGCUGGCAUUCUCAAGAGCACGAAUCGCGUCAAAUUCAGUGUGAGCGAGGCCGGUAUUCGCAUGAGCCCAUACGGAUCGACGUCAGAGACCCAGCCUGAUACAAGGGGUUCCUCACUCCCGCAGAGACCAUUGCCCAUCGCCAGCAUUCCAACGGUGGACAAAACAACAUCCGAGACCCAAUCAUUGCCCCUGGUUGAUAUCAGUCCGAGCUCUCCGGUAGGUGUCACGGGCCUAACGGUCCACUCGCAAGCCAGUUCUCCGGGGCUCGUUGGCGACGAUGAAGUCAGCUAUGAGAAGGGAAAAGCAAUCCAUUCUGCACAAGAAAGAGCUCAACGACUAGCGUCUCUCCUGGGUCGUCCCGCAAAGUCUCCUCGGCCUAGCCCUUGGUCCAGUCAACCAUCGUCUAUCGCGUCUACUCCCACUGAGGUGGUGCUGCCCUCUGAAGAUGGGGAUGAGAUUCCCAUGAUCAGCCUCUCCGAGAAACAAUAUAACUACUUCUCUGAUGAUGAAGACGACGCCCUAGUUGGAACACAAGCCACACGCACCGCCGAAGCUCACCAGCUUGUGCGACAAAUGACUCGCAAGGAUUUCAACUUUUUCACCCGGAUCCGCGCUCCUUCACCUGGUCUCCGCUCCGGCCAGGUCACCCCCAUCGAGGAGAGAGACCCCGACGCCUACGUCGAGCGCCCUUCUCAUUACCGUGGCGGGAUCCUCUCUUCUCUUUUAAAGCUCUACGACCAGCCUGGUGCUAGCAACUACUACUCACGCGGCCGACAUGGCCACUCGCGUCAGAAUAGCUCAGGAGACUUCAGUGGCCGAGGGUUAUCACCCGACCCUUCGUGGAAGCCCCAGCGUCCCAGAAAGUGGUACGAGAAGUCGCCCAACCAGUCUACAUCCUCUCUGGCUGGUUCUACGGCCAAAAACUCCUUUACCUCGCCUAUUGGGAUGCUCAAGCGCUCGCGGAGCAGUGGGGCAAUCCCCGGCGUGCCUAAACGGAUGGGCAAGCCACAGCUAGAGGAUGAAAUCCGAGUGACUGUCCACAUCGCAGAACUCCUUUCCCGCCAACGAUACCUGAUCCGACUUUGCCGUGCCCUGAUGAGAUAUGGCGCCCCUACGCACCGUUUGGAAGAAUAUAUGAAGAUGACCGCUCGGGUCCUGGAGAUCGAUGGUCAGUUCCUGUAUAUGCCUGGGUGCAUGAUCAUCUCCUUUGAUGAUCAAUCCACCCAUACCACGGAAGUGAAGCUGGUCCGAAGCCCCCAAGGGGUUGACCUGGGAAAGCUAUCCGAAGUACAUACGAUCUACAAGGAGGUGAUUCAUGAUGUGAUCGGCGUCGAGGAGGCCAUUCAACGUUUGGAUGAGGUCAUGAAGAAGAAAAACACAUACCCAGUCUGGCUCCUUGUUUUGGUACACGGCUGCGCGAGCGCCAGUGUUGGACCUUUUGCCUUCAACGCCCGACCCAUCGAUAUGCCCCUCUGCUUCGUGCUGGGUUGUCUCUUGGGCAUUCUCCAGCUUGUCCUCUCUCCCCGAUCAGAUCUCUACUCGAACGUUUUUGAAAUCUCCGCCGCCGUGUUGACCUCCUUCUUGGCCAGAGCAUUUGGCUCCAUUCGAUACAACGGUGACCGGUUGUUUUGUUUCUCCGCCCUUGCUCAGUCCUCCAUUGCCCUCAUCCUUCCGGGAUAUUUGGUCCUGUGUGCCAGCCUGGAGCUGCAGUCGCGCAGUAUUGUGGCCGGGUCCGUCCGCAUGGUCUACGCCAUCAUCUACUCCCUGUUCCUGGGCUUCGGAAUUACGGUUGGCACGGCAGUCUAUGGCCUCUUGGACUCGGAUGCGUCCUCGGCAUACACAUGCCCUGCCAGCCCGAUCACAAACGAGUAUCUCCAACGCUUCCCCUUCGUCAUCUGUUUCACUCUCUGCCUGGCGAUUGUCAACCAAGCCAAGCCGAAACAAAUCCCCAUGAUGCUGGUCAUCUCCUUUGCCGGAUACGUGACCAACUACUUUGGGACCAAGCGGUUCUACUCCAGCACCCAGAUAUCUAUCGCCCUAAGCGCCUUCGUCAUCGGCGUCAUGGGAAACCUGUACAGCCGGCUGCGACACGGUCUGGCCGCCGCAGCGAUGCUCCCCGCGAUCUUUGUGCUCGUCCCGUCUGGCCUGGCGGCGAGUGGAUCGCUGAUCUCUGGGAUCGCGUCGGCGGAACAACUGACCACAAAGACCACCCCUUACUCCGUCAUCUCGAACGGCACUCAAGGCUUCGUCGAUGCCGCCAAGAACAUGACAGGGUCGCCUUCCUCCCAAUCUGAAUUCAACGGCGUCGUGUUCGACAUUGGAUACGGCAUGGUCCAGGUGGCAGUUGGCUUCACCGUCGGGCUCUUCCUCGCUGCCUUGGUUGUGUAUCCUCUAGGCAAGAAGCGGAGCGGUCUGUUCAGCUUCUAA